GAUUAGCCCUUCGUGGCGUUACGUUUUCAUUGUAAUAUUGACCUUUGCUGUGAGCGCCCAAAUUCAAAAUGCGUUUACAUUUAAUUUGUUUAAUAUUAACAGCGUUUCAUGGCAGCAUUUUAACGGAAGAACUAGAAGAUCCAGUGCUAUCAGUAGGCAAGGAUGGCUUGCCAUCACUGGGCAAGGAUGGUGUGCCAUCAGUAAGCAAGGAUGCAGUGUCAUCAGUAGGCAAGGAGGGAGUGCCGUCAGUGGGCAAGGAUGGAGUGCCAUCAGUUGGCAAGGAUGGAGUACCGUCAGUGGGCAAGGAUGGUGUGCCAUCAGUAGGCAAGGAUGGUGUGUCAUCAAUAGGCAAGGAUGGUGUGCCAUCGGUAGGCAAGGAUGGAGUGCCGUCAGUGGGCAAGGAUGGUGUGCCAUCGGUGGGCAAGGUUGAAGUGUCAUCAGAAGGCAAGGAUGGAGUGCCAUCAGUGGGCAAGGAUGGAGUGCCAUCAGUGGGCAAGGAUGGAGUAGCGUCAGUGGGUAAGGAUGGUGUGCCAUCAGUGGGCAAGGAUGGUGUGCCGUCCGUGGGCAAGGUUGAAGUGUCAUCAGAAGGCAAGGAUGGAGUGCCAUCAGUGGGCAAGGAUGGUGUGCCAUCGGUAGGCAAGGAUGGAGUGCCGUCAGAAGGCAAGGAUGGAGUGCCAUCAGUGGGCAAGGAUGGAGUGCCAUCAGUGGGCAAGGAUGGAGUAGCGUCAGUGGUCAAGGAUGGUGUGCCGUCAGUGGGCAAGGUUGAAGUGUCAUCAGAAGGCAAGGAUGGAGUGCCAUCAGUGGGCAAGGAUGGUGUGCCAUCGGUAGGCAAGGAUGGAGUGCCGUCAGUGGGCAAGGAUGGUGUGCCAUCGGUGGGCAAGGUUGAAGUGUCAUCAGAAGGCAAGGAUGGAGUGCCAUCAGUGGGCAAGGAUGGAGUGCCAUCAGUGGGCAAGGAUGGAGUAGCGUCAGUGGGCAAGGAUGGUGUGCCAUCAGUGGGCAAGGAUGGUGUGCCGUCAGUGGGCAAGGAAGGUGUGCCAUCAGUUGGCAAGACUGGAGUACCAUCAGUGGGCAAGGAUGGAGUUCCAUCGGUGGACAAAGAUGGAGUACCGUCAGUAGGCAAAGACGGUGUGCCAUCAGUAGGCAAGGAUGGUGUGCCAUCAGUGGGCAAGGAUGGUGUGCCAUCAGUGGGCAAGGACGGAGAACCGUCAGUGGGCAAGGAUGGUGUGCCAUCGGUAAGCAAGGAUGGAGUGCCGUCAGUGGGCAAAGAUGGUGUGCCAUCAGUGGGCAAGGAUGGAGUGCCGUCAGUGGGCAAGGAUGGUGUGCCAUCAGUAAGCAACAAUGGCGUGUUAUCAGUAGGCAAGGAUGGAGUGCCAUCAGUGAGCAAGGAUGAAGUGCCAUCGGUGGACAAGGAUGGAGUACCGUCAGUGGGCAAGGAUGGUGUGCCAUCAGUGGGCAAGGAUGGUGUGCCAUCAGUAGGCAAGGUUGGUGUGCCAUCAGAAGGCAAGGAUGGUGCGCUAUUAGUAGGCAAGGAUGGAGUGCCAUCAGUAGGCAAGGAUGAAGAGGCAUCAGUAAGCAAAGAUGGAGAGCCACCAGCAGGCAAGAAUGAAAAGCAACCAGUCGGCAACGACAUUGAUGAACCAACAGCGGAAGUAAAAUUAAGGUUGGGAGAAAACGCACCGAUCGCAACGGAUCAAAAAAAAGAUAAAAGUUCGUCGUCAACGGGACACACUGUCGCCAUACUGAUAUCGUCCAUGAUCAUCGCCGGUGCCUUCAUUUAUGGUACCACCAUAGUGUAUCGGCGAUAUAAGGCUAAAACAUACAAUGUACGACGGCAAAACAUCGAACUAGGUAACCAAAAUUGACCAAUUCAACUGGCAAUGAAGGAAAUGGCCAGGAACUGCUAUAGAUUUAAGUGUUUUUAUUAAAAUGCAGUCUGUGUACAGACAUGAUUGACAUUAGGAAGUUCUUGAAUAUACAUAAGUGAGAUGAGAAAUGAAUGAUAAGGUGUAAUUGUUAUUUAAUGUUUAUGUAUAAAUUUCUAUCAAAUAGAAUUUGACUUGUAAAUUUUUAAUAGACUAAUACUUAAUAGACUUUAAAAAAAUAUUACCUUGAUAAUAAUUAAUGUCGAUAAUUAUGGAGUAUUAAAAAUUAAUGUAAAGACGAUAUUUGUAAAUUAUUGUGGUUUCUUUUUUUGUAUUUAUAUUAUAACCUUUACCUAAAGGUGUAGGUACAAGUCCCGUAAAACACAACUGAGUUGAGUAGUAAAUUUGUCUUUAUAAUUCAUCUCGUGGUCGUUAAUGUGGCAUGUGUUGGAUGACAUUGUACCACAAGUGUAUUCGCCUUAUCACAGUAACAUGACUUGAUGGGAUAAGCUUCGAAUUCCUCCAGUGGAUA
This is a messenger RNA of Vanessa tameamea, 2394 nucleotides long. Its product is annotated as elastin-like. The record is from RefSeq and is a predicted model, not a curated record. The transcript has 4 exons. NCBI's taxonomy places the organism in Eukaryota, Metazoa, Arthropoda, Insecta, Lepidoptera, Nymphalidae. The coding region runs from base 69 to 1862 and encodes 597 amino acids.